This is a messenger RNA of Tarenaya hassleriana, 2860 nucleotides long. Its product is annotated as WPP domain-interacting tail-anchored protein 1-like. Bases 183 to 2669 code for a protein of 828 amino acids. The transcript has 5 exons. The record is from RefSeq and is a predicted model, not a curated record. NCBI's taxonomy places the organism in Eukaryota, Viridiplantae, Streptophyta, Magnoliopsida, Brassicales, Cleomaceae.
CACAGAUUUGCAACAUUUCCAGGAGUCCGGUAGAUCAGAAGCAGAUUCUCCUUCCUUCUGUGGUUUCCUUCUUCGUCGGUAUUCCUCGAAGCAGUCGGUGAAGUUUAUUUCAAGCUGAAUUUCCUUUCCUCCCUUACCCACUUUCACCUGGAUAACUAGCCAUUAGAAGUUAAAAAAAGGAAAUGGAUCUCACACACGAAAGAACUCUCCCUGUCGAUGAUGUCGACAGUCUUGUUCCUGAGCCCAGCUCAACUAAAACGAGCCAGCUGGAAGAAGUGAUGAACCAAGAACUGUUAAGGGGAGGCGGAAUUCUGACAAAAGUUGAAUUGGAUUUAGCAUUUUGUUCUGAGAAGUUGGUGAAUCUAAGUGUUCUCAUGAUGCACCUGGGCACGAUGGAAAGCGACUUUGAAGCGUUUGCUUCUGAGAAAGAACCCUCGGGAGUUGAUUCUGCUGGGAAGGCUAUGGAGUUUGACCUCUUGUCAGUAAUCCUUGAUUCAGAGGUGAACGAUCUUGAAAAACUUAUCCAGCAUCUCCAGACAGAAACUCAAAGUGUGCGUGACAUGAUAUCCCCAUUUCAAGAGGUGGAGGAAGCUUUCCCAGAGAUGAUAGAGAAGUUGUGUAAUGCUGAACAAGCUUUGCAGCAGUCACUAGAUCAAAUUUUGGAAAUGAAAAUGCAAUCUGCUAAAUUUCAGAGGAUAUCGUCUGGCUUGGAUGGAGUUGGAACUUGGUCUGGAGGUCAAGUCGGAGAAUUUCAAUAUGAUGGCGAGUUUGGUGAUAUGAGCUCUAAAAUUAAAAUGCUGACGGCUGAUCAACAAAGGAACUUUUUGAGGAUGCUGGAGAAAUCUCUGGGCAAAGAGAUGGAACUGGAGAAGAAAUUAACUGAAUCAAGACAAACCGAGAAAGAACUGCGAGUGGAGCUAUACUCUUCUGAGCAGAAUGUUUUCUACAUGGAAGAAGAAGCCCAAGAGGCUUAUUCUAGGUGGUUUGAGGCAGAGAAUGCUGCUGAAGUCUUUAAAGGAAUUUCAAAAGAGCUAUUAGGAAAACUUCAGAUUCUUCAGUUCAAUCUAAACGGCUACUUUAAGCGGGAAAAUGACUUGAAAUCUGAGCUAAUUGGUUCAAAGGAACAGCUGGAAGCGAAAGAAAGUGCUUUGCAAAAGCUUGAUAGCAGCAAUGCAAGAGUCAAUGGCUUCCUUGCGGCACAAGCAGAAGGCUUGAAAGAAUGUCUGAGAGAAACUGAGGAUAAACUGAUUCUGUUAGAUUCUGAGAAUAUGACACUAAGGGAAACAAUCAGUUCUCUCGAGGAACAGCUGAAGGAACGUGAGCUCCAAGCAAAAGAUUUGGGGUGUGAAAGUCAAAGGCAGGAUUCUGUUUCUUCUGCUACACAGUUAAGGGACCUGGAGCAUGCCGUUGAGGAUCUGAAAGACAGACUGACAAUAGCGGAAGCUAGAGCUGAGGAUGCUGAAUCAAAAUGUAAACAAGUAGAUCAAAACAAUAAGGAACUUACUGAUGAGUUGGAGCCUUUCAAAGCAAAGGGUUUCACUGCAGAGAAGUUGGAAUCAGUUGAGAAACGCUUAAGAGAUUCAGAUAUUCAGCUAAAACAUGCAAUAGCAGCUGGUGAAGCAAGUGAAGAGAAGCAGAACAUGUUAUAUUCUACAGUAUUUGAUAUGGAAAACGUGAUAGAGGAUCUGAAACUAAAAGUUACGAGGGCAGAUUUGGGCUGUGAAAGUCAAAGGCAGGAUUCUGCUUCUUCUGCUACACAGUUAAGGGACCUGGAGCAUGCCAUUGAGGAUCUGAAAGACAGACUGACAAUAGCGGAAGCUAGAGCUGAGGAUGCUGAAUCAAAAUGUAAACAAGUAGAUCAAAACAAUAAGGAACUUACUGAUGAGUUGGAGCCUUUCAAAGCAAAGGGUUUCACUGCAGAGAAGUUGGAAUCAGUUGAGAAACGCUUAAGAGAUUCAGAUAUUCAGCUAAAACAUGCAAUAGCAGCUGUUGAAGCAAGUCAAGAGAAGCAGAACAUGUUAUAUUCUACAGUAUUUGAUAUGGAAAACGUGAUAGAGGAUCUGAAACUAAAAGUUACGAGGGCAGAUUACCGGGCUGACAGUGUGGAAGAUAAGUUGAUUGCAGUAUCCGAGUCUAAUGCAGAGCUCAACGAGGAACUGAGUUAUUUGAGAGGCAGAUUGAAAGAAUUAGAGGAAUUAAAAACGAGAACUGCUAAAGACAUCGGUGUUCGUAACAAGAUAAUGAAAAAUCUGGUAAUGCAGCUAGCUGUUGAACGAGAACGGCUUCACCAGCAGAUAUCUACCUUAUCAGUAGAGAAUAGUGUGUUGGUGAUGAAGUUGAAACAGAGGGGCAAGCCUUGUUCUGCUGUCAAUGGUAAUGGGUUCACGCAAAGCAAAAAAGAUGGUUUUUCACCAAAACCUGAACAGAGUGGUGAGUCUCGACAUCGAGAAAGCAGAUCACGAGUGACCGUCACGACCUCGGCUACCAGUUCAGAGGAAGAGGGGUCAAAAGGGUCAGCAGUGUCGGAGACAGAAUCCAAAUCAGAGACGAGCGAUGUAAGAAGAGUAGAUGCAGGUGCUCUUGGAAUGAAGCACAUCCUCACGGCUAUUCUCUUGCUUAUAUUAUCGGCUGCUGCUUACUCUAUUCUCCAACCCGACCCAGCGUUUUAAACGUCACCAGUUACUAUAUAUAUAUAUAUAUAUAAGCUAAUCUAGGCUUCUCUCUAGCUUUGUUCAUAUGGGUUUUUUUUGUUUAUGCAAUUACUUCCAGAUUGCUUGGAAUAGUACAUGUUGAUAUAACAUUUUGAUCCCAACUUGGCUCGGUUUGGUUUUUUCGACCAAAGGAGAGUGGUUCUUUCUUU